Messenger RNA from Chrysemys picta bellii (western painted turtle), 8961 nucleotides. It is a transcript of the gene PLCH1, whose product is annotated as phospholipase C eta 1. The record is from RefSeq and is a predicted model, not a curated record. Lineage: Eukaryota; Metazoa; Chordata; Testudines; Emydidae. Gene Ontology annotation, biological process: lipid metabolic process; release of sequestered calcium ion into cytosol; phosphatidylinositol-mediated signaling. Gene Ontology annotation, molecular function: calcium ion binding; phosphatidylinositol-4,5-bisphosphate phospholipase C activity.
ACGGCGUCUGCGGCCCCUUGUGCUCCGUGCCCGGGGCAGGCGGCGCGGGGCGCUCCGGUCCGGGCGGCUCCCGCUCCGGGUUUCUCUUGCUGUCGCCGCGCUGCUGGGGGCAUUGUUGUGUGUGUUUGAAUGAGGACGCAGGUUGUGGCGGCAGCAGAGCUGGUGCCGGCGCCUCCUCUGCUGGUUGCUCCUGCUGCGGGGCUGGGGAAGACCCGUUCUGCACCCGCUGCGGGGGGACAUGCCCUAGCGGGAGGGAGCCGCUCAGAGGGACGGGCUUGCCCUGAGGACCGGCUCUAGGGAAAGGGGUGCAGGGCUAACGACAGGCACCAAGUUCUCGUGAACUUUCCCGUGGCAGGCGGUGGCUGCAUCCCGCUACGAAUGUGCCUUCCUUCGGCUGGGAGCUGGAAAGCCGGAACGGUGGUGUGAGGAUCCCUCUGGAAAUUGGGUAAUUGUCUUUGAUGCUGAGCAGAAAGUCUUGUUACAAUGAGUUAUUGGAGCCUGGAUAAGAAAAAUUGUCUGCAGUACUGCAGACAUUUUUUAGUGGACAAUGGCGUAUUUCAUGUUGAAAGAUGUAUGAGUGUAAUGCAGUCUGGGACUCAGAUGAUUAAGCUGAAGAGUGGAACAAAAGGGCUAGUACGUCUCUUUUACCUGGAUGAACACAGGACUUGCAUCAGAUGGAGACCGUCCAGAAAAAGUGAAAAGGCUAAAAUUGUAAUUGAUUCAAUUUACAAAGUGACAGAAGGCCGACAGUCUGAAAUAUUCCAUCGCCAUACCGAGGGGAACUUUGACCCAAGUUGCUGCUUUACCAUUUACCAUGGUAACCACAUGGAGUCACUAGACCUGAUCACCUCUAAUCCAGAGGAGGCUCGCACCUGGAUCACAGGACUUAAGUAUUUGAUGGCUGGAAUAAGUGAUGAGGAUUCUCUUGCUAAACGACAAAGAACUCAUGAUCACUGGGUGAAACAGACCUUUGAGGAAGCUGAUAAGAACGGAGAUGGCUUGUUGAAUAUUGAAGAGAUCCACCAGUUGAUGCAUAAACUGAAUGUCAAUCUGCCCCGCAGAAAAGUGCGACAGAUGUUCCAGGAAGCUGACACAGAUGAGAAUCAGGGAACCCUAACAUUCGAAGAAUUCUCUGUGUUUUACAAGAUGAUGUCAUUACGACGCGAUCUCUACUUGUUGCUUUUGAGCUACAGCGAUAAGAAAGAUCAUCUCACUGUUGAAGAAUUUGCUCAGUUUCUGAAGAUGGAACAAAAGAUGAAUAAUGUGACCACAGAAUAUUGCCUUGACAUCAUAAGGAAGUUUGAAGUUUCAGAAGAAAACAAGGAGCAAAAUGUUCUGGGGAUAGAAGGUUUCACCAGCUUCAUGCGCAGUUCUGCUUGUGAUAUAUUUAACCCAUUGCAUUCUGAAGUCCACCAGGAUAUGGAUCAACCCCUUUGUAACUACUAUAUUGCUUCAUCUCACAAUACAUACCUGACAGGAGACCAACUUCUAUCUCAGUCCAAAGUGGAGAUGUAUGCCCGGGUGUUGCAGGAUGGUUGUCGAUGUGUUGAAGUUGACUGCUGGGAUGGUCCAGAUGGAGAGCCAGUAGUGCACCAUGGUUAUACCUUUACUUCCAAAAUACUCUUCAGAGAUGUAGUAGAAGCUAUCAAUAAAAAUGCCUUUGUCAAAAACGAGUUUCCGGUGAUAUUGUCUAUUGAGAAUCACUGUAGUAUCCAGCAGCAAAAGAAGAUUGCUCAGUACCUCAUGGAAAUAUUCAGUGACAAACUGGACUUGUCAUCUAUAAUCACUGGAGAUUCCAAGCAGCUUCCUAGCCCUCAAAGUUUGAAAGGCAAAAUCCUAGUGAAGGGAAAGAAACUACCAUAUAACCUUGGAGCUGAUGCUGAAGAAGGGGAGGUUUCUGAUGAAGACAGUGCUGAUGAAAUUGAAGAUGACUGCAAGUUAAAGCUCUGUUAUAGUAAUGGUACAACUGAGCACCAGAUGGAAUCUUUUAUAAGAAAGAAACUUGAAUCAUUGAUAAAAGAAUCUCAAAUCCGGGACAAAGAAGACCCUGACAGUUUCACCGUGAAAGCGCUGUUAAAGGCGACACAUGAGGGCUUAAAUGUAAACCUGAAACAGAACCGAGACACAAAAGAAAGUGGGAAGAAAUCCCAUAGCCGCUCAUUAAUGGGCAAUUUUGGGAAAUACAAGAAAGCUGUCAAAUCAAGGUCCAAAUCUCAUAGCACAUCUGAGGAUGAAGAAAGUCAACAAAAUUCUUCUGGAAAGGAAACUGGGCAGUUGUACAGGUUGGGCCGCCGGAGAAAAACCAUGAAGCUGUGCCGUGCUCUUUCUGAUUUAGUGGUGUACACAAACUCUGUGGCAGCCCAAGAUAUAGUAGAUGAUGGGACUAUGGGAAAUGUGUUGUCAUUCAGUGAAACGAGGGCCCACCAGGUAGUGCAGCAGAAGUCUGAGCAGUUUAUACUUUACAACCAGAAACAGCUCACCAGAAUCUAUCCAUCUGCAUAUCGGAUUGACUCCAGCAAUUUCAACCCCUUACCGUACUGGAAUGCUGGUUGCCAGCUGGUGGCAUUAAACUACCAGUCUGAUGGGCGCAUGAUGCAGGUUAAUCAAGCAAAGUUCAGGAUGAAUGGCAACUGUGGGUAUGUCCUCAAACCUCAGCAGAUGUGCAAAGGUACAUUCAACCCUUAUUCCGGUGAUCCACUUCCUGCCAACCCUAAAAAGCAGCUUAUUCUCAAAGUCAUCAGUGGACAGCAACUACCUAAGCCUCCAGAUUCAGUAUUAGGAGACAGAGGGGAGAUAAUAGAUCCUUUUGUCGAAGUGGAAAUUAUUGGGUUACCUGUAGAUUGCUGUAAAGACCAGACCAGAGUGGUUGAUGACAAUGGAUUUAACCCUGUUUGGGAGGAAACUCUCACUUUUACCAUCCACAUGCCUGAAAUAGCUUUGGUUCGAUUUCUUGUUUGGGACCAUGAUCCUAUUGGUCGAGAUUUUGUUGGACAACGAACUGUGGCCUUCAGCAGUCUUGUGCCUGGCUAUCGUCAUGUCUACUUAGAGGGACUAACUGAAGCAUCCAUAUUUGUCCAUAUAACAAUCAAUGAAAUGUAUGGAAAGUGGAGUCCUUUAAUCCUCAAUCCCAGUUAUACUAUAUUGCACUUUCUAGGAGCCACUAAGAAUAGGCAGCUGAUAGGACUCAAAGGGUUGUUUAACAAGAAUCCCAAACACAAUUCUGCUGAAAACAAUGGGCAUUACGUGCGGAAACGAUCAAUUGGUGAUCGAAUUCUCCGACGCACAGCCAGUGCUCCGGCAAAAGGCAGGAAGAAGAGCAAAAUGGGCUUUCAGGAAGCUACAGAAAUUAAAGACGGUACCUCUGAGCCAACAGACAUGAAAGACAAGGAAGGAGUUAUAAGGCGUACAACCAGGAGUUUGCAAGCACGUCCUGCUUCUAUGCCAGUUGACAAAUUCCUUCUGAUGGGAUUGUCUUCACCAGAAUGUGAAACGAUUAAAGACACCAAAAGAGAAGAAAAUACCUCUGCAGAUAGCAACAAUGGUACAAGUGUGAACCAAACAAACUUGAAAGAACAUAUCUUUUCAUCCCCUGAGCAAGCUGCACCUUCUUCAAAUUCUACAUCUCUGCAUAAAAAUGCUACUUCCCAGAGUGACACCAGAAUUGGCAGUUCUACAGAAUCACCUGUACGUGAACAUGCAGAAAGCUUUGACUUUGUAAGUGGGAUAGCUGAAACAAAUCACUCCACAGAAUAUCAGAAAAGUCACCUUUCCAAUGAACCUGUUCAUAUAAGGCAGGAUUCAGUUUUUGAUCUUGAUACAGAAAAAAUACAAGAUACAAAUUACACAGAUGAAAAAAGAGAAGAGGAGACUGGAGGAUGUAAAGAGGAGAAGAAAAUACCGGCAGGAAGUUGUGUUUCUGGAAAGAAACAGGAGUUUGACAAUAAUAAAUAUGAUGUCAUUAUGAGCAGUACUGUAACCACUUUUUCACUGACUGAUAUAUCUUCCACCAUCUGUUCUGACAUCUACGAUUUGCACUCGACUGCAGCUCUGCAAGAUAGUGAUGUUUCUCGUCUCAUAGAUGAGGUUUCUUUGACAAAUGAGAGCGAGAUGAGUAGUUCUGUCUCAGCACUGAUUGGACAGUUUGAUGUUACAGAUGACCGAACUAAUCUGACUGUUGUUUCAAGUCUUCAUGGCACCAACAACCAAACCUUCAGUGUGGUGUCGGCACAUCCACACAUGUUUACUGUUGAUCUAAGUACACCCCUUAAACAAAACUUUACCAAUGUAAAAUCUGUUGAAUCACCAUUAUUCUCAACACCAGAUACUGCUAUGUUCUCCAGCCCUGAGACGACAGAGUAUUCUGUGUACACAAUUAUCCACGAGGCAUCUCUUUCACCAGCCUCUGAUUGUAAACCAAUAGAUGAACGAGCUUGCAAGAAGUCAGACUGUGUGGAAAAUAGCUUUCCAGUAUCCCCUUGCACUUCCCCUCUCCAUUUGCUAACAGCAAAUCCCAAAAGGAAGUGUGGAACAAAUUGGGAAACCCUUGAGGAUUGCAGUUCCUACACUUUGGAGGAUACAAUAGUUGACCCUCCUGCUUGUAUAACCUCAGCAGGCAGCAGUCUUAUGGAAGUCGAUGGGGAUUCCCAAGACCUCCUGAUAACUGCAUAUGAAUUCAAGAGAGAAGAUAUGAGCCAACUUGCUGCUGCUUUGAAACUGAAGCAUAAUCAGGACUCAGUACACUACUGUGAGAGAAUCUCUGGGAAUAAUUUAAUCAAUGAGGACCCUCACAGUGCUGCUCUGGAUAAUUCAAAUAAUUUUAGGACUGCAAGAAAUCAAAGUUUUCCUUACCCAGCAUUUCAGAGUGUUGGCUUUUUGCAUAAUAAUUAUCUGCAAACUUUAGAUACACACAAUGAUUUGUUGUAUGUCUCCCAAAGAUCCAGACUAAAUAUGCAUUCACCUACACCCAAGAACACUUUGCCCUACCCUCCUACUGCAGCCAUCAAACAGCCUAGUCCUUGCAAAUCCAAGAGCCUGGGAGACUUGACAUCAGAGGAUAUCUCCUGCAAUUUUGAAAGCAAGUACAAAUACAUAAGUAGAAGCUUUAUUACAUCUGGCAUGAGAGACAAGAAAGUUGCAGCUAUGAAAACUAAGAGACCACAAUCUACAGACACUCUGACAGAACAAUUGCGAAAGCUGGUGUCCUUUGACCAGGAAGACAACUGUCAAACUUUGUAUUCUAAGCAGAAUGACGAUGAUUGCCCCAAGGCAUUGGUCAGAAAACUGUCAUCCAGAAGUCAAAGCAGAGUACGCAAUAUUGCUAGUCGUGCCAAGGAAAGACAAGAAGCCAACAAGCAAAAACUUUCUAAUGCUAGCAGCAUAGCAGGGGUAGUUCUAAGAAACAAACCAUCAGUAUCAGCUCAUGUUAUCAACAGGCAUUCCACUGGCUCUUACAUAGCAAGAUACCUGAAUGACUUCAGUGGGGAGGAUCUGGAAGGUCGGGGUGUACCAGAGGGCGCAUGUACUUCUUUACGUUAUGGAUGCAAUGACCAGUUUUGUACAGAUGAUUCCGUUUUGCAGAUGGAGCCAAGCAGUGAUGAUAAACCAGAAAUUUAUUUCCUUCUGAGACUGUAAAUUGUAUACAUGUACAUGUCAGUGUUAACAAACUAUUUCAUUGAAUGAAGGAUUUUUAGCAAGAAGUAUAGUCCUUGACUUUUAAAUUAUUUAGAAAUGCAAUUUUAAGCUAAUGAUUCAGUCUUGAUUUAAUGUGCGGUUUCCUGUCAAAGAUUAUGUAAAUAGAUUCUGUGAUCCUUUCUUAUGUAUGUAUGUAUUUUUAUUCAGAAAUGACAAAGUGAAUUAUUUGCAUGCAAUAGAUCUGAACCUUCACAGUGUCCUGUAUUUGUAAUGCACGUAAAUUUUAAGAAUAGAGUUCUGCACGUCUGUGCACAUCAGCAGAGCUCAGCAAUUAAUGCAAUAAAUAUAUUGCUUUUUUCCCUAGACCUUUUAGCUGUUUGCAGAGAGAAUUUGAGGAGGCCACCUUUUUGGACCCCAUCUUGGAAAUGCUACUUAGGAUAAUGCUUUCUGCCAUCAGUAGUCAAUGGAACUAUUGAUGGUGGGCAUCAGUAUGACCAAUAAGUGUUUUCAGGAGUAGACGCUUCAUUCAUAAAGCUGUUUUCUAUCUUAAUUGUAUUUACAUGUUUGUUAAUGUUGAUUUUAAGCCUUUUCAUACAUGAACUACAGAUUUGUAGCAUUAGGAUUCAUUCAAAUUUGCAAGUAACUUGUAGAUCGUCUUCCGCUCUUUAAAUGAAAUAGUAUGGUAACUUUUUCUUCCUCUUGUUGAGUGCUUAUUUCUGGAUGGGAGUGUGGUGAAAAGGAAUUUUCUUAUACAUAGACUUCUUCCAGCAUUCCUGUUCACCCUAUUCCCACCCUGAAAUGAGCAUUCAACAAGUGGAAGAAAAUCUUGCUUUCCAAAUAUUUUGUUAUGUAUUUUUGAUAUUGGCUGUAUAUGUAACUUGAAUACAGUAGCAGAGAUGUUUUCUAUGUUUGUAAUUAUAUGCUACAUUGUUGAUUGUCCGUAUAGUAGUUACUGCAUACAUAACAGGAUAAGUAGUUUGGCUUCCAUCAUCACAUGGUUUUGAGAAAAGGGCUUUUUCUGCAUUAUGUUGAAAACCAAGUGAGUUAAUUACAAAAAUACACAAAACUUCCCUGAAGGGAGCAAGAUAGCUUUAUUUUGGGUUUAAGAUAUACUUUGCUGUCACUGUGAGCACAUUUUGCAAAAGACCUUUUCUUUUCUUUUGUAAUACAGGAUAUUAUUAUUCAUGGAGACAUCAUUACAAUAGAUUUUUAUGCAGCUGGUGCAUAUUUAGUGAUGUUACAGCAAAUGCAAUUACUAUUGAACUUGUGGCAGUCAGUGAUUGCAGACAUUUGUCUUGUCAUGCAUUUGCAAUAAACCUUUAUAAAGGAAAAACCUUCUUAUUUCAGAUGGUGGCCAUAAUUCUAACUAGUAAUUUACAACUCAAAACAUUCUGUUUUCUAAAGGGGAGAAAAGCAUCCAAUGUUGCUAAACGAUUCUGAUAGGAAGUCAUAUUUACUGAGUAUUUCUAUAAUUACCAGUUAGAAAUGACAGUGCCAUAUUUACCAUUUUUCUAUUCUCUCCCUAUAGAAGGUUCUCCUAAUCCAAUAUUUUUCAAUGGAAUGUCCCUACUUUUUGCGUCAAAAUGCCUGUUUGCAGAUUUUGAAUGUUAGCUGAUACAGUGUGUAUUUUUAAUAGAUCUAUUUUUUUUGGCUCUCCUGAUUGAUUUUUUUUUUAACCAGUCACGUGACAAAAAUAUUUUGUGCUGUAUUCCUCAGCUAGAGCAAGUCAUAUCAUAAUAAUUAUUAAUGGAGAUAUCUCAUCUCCUAGAACUGGAAGGGACCUUGAAAGGUCAUUGAGUCCAGCUCCCUGCCUUCACUAGCAGCACCAAGUACUGAUUUUGCCCCAGAUCCCUAAAUAGCCCCCUAAAGGAUUGAACUCACAACCCUGGGUUUAGCAGGCCAAUGCUCAAACCACUGAGCUAUCCUUCACCCUCCCAAAACAUACACACAGGGAUAGUAACUAUACGGAUGGAAUCACGUCCAAUAUAGUCUCCAGCUCUAUUAGCUGCUGCUAAAUCCCUGUGUUCAGUGACAAUAUUGGGAGCCCUCCAGUCCCCCUGUCCAGUGCUCUUAGGGUACAUUUAUACUGCAGGUGGAGCAUGCCUCCCUGCCCGGGUAGAUAGGGUUGUGCUAGCGGGGCUUGAGCGUGUACACUAAAAAUAGCAGCGUGGAGGUUGCGGCUCUGGCGAAGACUCGGGGUACCCAUCUGAGCUCAGACCUAGGGCUGGGUGGGCUUGAGAGCCUGAGCUGCUGCCCAGACCACAACUUCCACCCUGCUAUAUUUAGCAUGCUAGCUCGAGCCCUGCUAGCAUGAGUCUGUCUGCCUGGGGUAGGAUCUAGCUCCCUGAUGCAGUGUACAUACACUGCUAGUACCCCAGCCCGAAGGUUCCAGGCAGCUGCAAUUGCAAGGUGAGUGGGCUAGUGCUGGUUCAGAUCAUGACUGUCUCUCUUUCAGCUAUAAGGCUAUCAGGACAGCAGAGCGCUGUGGACCCCCUCUAAGGGCUUGAGCCAAAGCCCAUUAAAAUCAGUGGGUCUUGGAUCAGGCCUGCAACCAGGCUGAAGGUGGCCAAACAAAGGAUGAAAUGAGUGAAGGACAGGAGCCAGAGAAGUAAGGGGCUAGGGAAGCAAAGGCAGGAAGAGAAUGGUAGCUGGGGAAUUUGGGAGGGGGCAAGAGGAACAAUUCAAGGAAUGUAAAACAAAUAUUGACUGGCUUUCAGUGGAGAGUAGCAGCAAUAAAAAUGCUUCAAGGCAAAAACCAACAUAACAAUGGCACAUGUUGCCCUUUGAUUUUAGGCUCUGCACUAUAACCGCAAGAGCUAUUCUUUCUCAUUGACAAUAUUUUAGUGCUAUUCCCAUUGGAGCUAGACAGUGUUUGUGUUGGAGAACCUCUUGAAUGUAUGCAAGGCAUUGUCCAAAAAAAUUCGGACUAGGAUUAUAGAAUACUGAUUUCAAUGAAUGCAGGAUUUUAAUGCAGUUGGAUGCCUUCUACCAAGCACUAAUAUUGCUGUCUGUUCAUUCUGAUGUUUUACAUUUUGUACAGAUCCCUCACUCUAGAUGAAUGCAUAAUGCAUAACGCAACGUCAUGUACAUUUGUCUCACUUCAGUAUUAAUUUCCUAGGGAACAAAUAUGCUAUUUCAAAGCAUUCAUGAAUAUUAUGACUCUGGAACUUGUGCAAAAUAUGUGAAUGAAAAACAGGAAGCCCUUGAAUAGUACUUAAUUAUGCCAACUGCUUCGGAAAAAAUUGUUUAUUUUGUGAGAUUAAGUAGGUCACUUGUUUUGUUUUUCUUUGUCAUUGUUUUUUGCAUUAAAAACACAUGUGGCUAUGAUUA